AUGGCUACUAUCGAAAAAAGUAACCAAAGAGGAGAACACGAAACAGAGGCCUUUUAUAAAAAUGAAAGAAAGGGUAAGACUAACAAAAUAGAAUCUUCUCAUGUGAAUGAAGAAAAAAAAGAAGUAGAAAUCGGAAGUUUCCACAAUGUAGAAAAUAAAAGUGAAAAUAACGCAGAGAUUUUUGGCAUAAGCGUAAGCAAAAAUGAAAUGGACAUGAACAAUAAUAAUUUACCUAACCCUGUCAUGAAAAGGAAUGUGGACAUGGAAAAGCCGGAAAGGAAAAGCGGUCUGAUAAAAAAUAAAAGCAGCUGGGAAACGGAGGAGGAAAAUCUCCUGCAUGAUGAAGCCAAUUUGUCCGAUGAAGGGGAAGAAGUAGAGGAAGAAAAUGUGAUUGAGAAAGACCUCAUACUUCAGCGAUAUAAACAUGGCACCAACAUAUUUGUCAACCUCGGCGGUGCAAAAAAUAGGUGCAUCCUGGUUGACUUCUACUCGGAAUGUUUAAAUAAAUAUAAAAAUGAAUGCAACUUUGUGUAUUACCAAAGCUACAACAGUAGUAGUAACAUAAUAAUUAGCGAAAAUGUUGACAUGAUGAGACAUGUUCCCAGCACACAUUUUUCAUGUGAAAAUAUGGAGAGCAUGGGAAACAUGCCCAUUUCUAAUGACAAAACGACAAUGGUGAAAGGGAAAAAUGCUCCAAAAAAUUUUAGCAGCAUAGGAAUGGGGGUAGGUACCUCCGUAGUGCCUGGUGAAGAUUUUAAAAAUUUUAACCUCCAAAAAAAGAAGCAAGAGUCGUUAGACCCUUUGUUAAAGUGUAUAAACUCGUUGUCGGAUAGGAUAAACCUUCAGCAUUUAGUUGGAGACCCAACAACGUAUUUCAAAGUUGGAGGGGGGGACAUGUUCUACGACAUUAACGAUCCAUUUUUGGAUGACGAAGAAAUGUAUAAAGAAUUGAACAAGACAAAAAAUGAAAUCAUUCUCACCAGACAGAUAGAAGAUGAAUACAGUGUGUGGAGUGCGGACAUGUCCGACGAUUAUGUGGACAUAAACCCGGACUCCUUCAUCUCGUUUUACAGCUCCAAGUGUAAGUACGUCUAUUCUGGCGAUGAAAAGGGGGAAGAGAAUAAAACUAAAUGGUGCACGAGCGAGGUGAAGAAGGGCAAGGAAAAAAGGGGCGACCAGUAUUUCUGCAAACACGGUGAUAAGUACAAGCGGUACGAUUCAUCUAGCUCUUCCUGCUCUGACUCGUCUGAUGAGAGUGUCAUAGAGUUAAACCAGUCCCACAUGGGCAUAAUGAAUUAUCAGAAAAAUAUAGGAAAUUUUAUUAUAUAUUCAUCAAGUGAGGAAGACGUCGAAGCAUCCUCGUCCGAAGACGAAAAUGGCGAAGACGCAGAAGAGUCCGAAGGGUCUGAAGAGGACAUCAUAUUCAACCCCUUUGCCUGGAAAAAGUUCCAAAGGCACAUUCCCCCAGAAUUUUUCAAUUCCUUCGAAAAAUUAGAAAAGGAAUUGGAUGCUCUCCCCCUGGAGGUUAACAUAGAAGAUAUACAAGCCAUCAUAAAGGGGAACAUUCACAGCAUAUUUGUCCAAGUCAAAAAUAAACAAAAGAACAUGCUUAACCAUUUUGACAAAACGUUAGACGAUUACGUCGACAUCGAUAUCAAACAGCUCAGGUGGCUCACAACCAUUAUGAAUAAAACGUCCAACGUGCUUAACGAUAUAGAUAUUUGCAGAAUCUGGUUCGAACACCUCUUCCACUACAACAUUAUGGUCUUCAUUAAUGGUGAGAAGGAGUUCGUUAGUAAGAUAAAAAAUUCGCAAAUUUUUGAAAAAAAUAAUAAGACGCAUUUGAAUGGUAUCUUGAAGGAUAUUUCUUCGUGGAGGUCCUUCCAGGAGUAUAAGGAGAAGCUGGCUCGCCAGGGCGCAUUGGGGACGGGCGCUACGAUUGGGGGGGCCACGAUUGGGAGUACCUCUGUCGGCAUCGCCAACGCAUCUGAGCGGGGCAGCCCCAAUCGUGGCCCAAAGGGACCGAAAACGGGCUCCUCCCCCGGUCGAGGCGCGAGCAAAGCGGCCAUCGAUCGCAGCAAGAAUGGCAUUGCUCAUGCGAAGCCCAGCUGCAAAGAAGCUCCGGAAAGUGAAAAAUUGAUAGACGCACGAGAUGCAGGCAAGGAAAAGAAGAGCACCAUGCUGGAGAUGCAAGGCAAAGAAGAAGCCGCUAAUCAAGCAAAGGAUAAGGCAUCUAACAAUGUUCCCUUGAAAGCGGCGGAUAGUCCCAAAAGUGUACCCCAGUACGAGGGGAACGUGGAAUGUGUUUCUACUCCGCAGUCUGCUAAGGUCAGCGCGGUGAAGAAGGAACUAGUGGAAGGUGUAGGGGAAAGCGCAGGGGAUGCCGCAGGGGAAGCCACAGGGGAAGGAGGUGUCAAGGUCAAAUUAGUCAACAUAAAGAAUGAGCACGCGGAAGGAAACUGCGACAGUGUGUCUAUGCACUUUUCGAAUAAUAGCACCAUCGAGCAGAUGGACGAGGUGAAGGUGGCGGGCAGUGACUACAGUUGUGCGCAAAACAGUGGCCUGUCGAAAAAGGAGUGCGCCGGGGAGAAUGGCAAGGAGGCGGCACCAAUAGAGGCACAAGUAGAGGCACCAGUAGAGGCACCAGUAGAAGCACUCGCAGAUGCAACAAUAGAUGCACCAGUAGACGCAACAGUAGAGCCCACCAUAGUAGCCGCCGACCCCCCAUUGACAGAGCAGCAUGGAGAGAAAACCAAGGGAUCCGGCCAAAACAGCGAAAGCUAUACGGACCUCGAACCGGAUGGUCCCAAGGCGAGCAAAAGUGCCAACCGCAAUGGCGGACAGAAGGAAGAAGAGUACCAAGUGUUGGAAAUAUUUUUUCAAAAAUUUGUAGACAUUUCGUACGACAUUUUAAAUUACGUAAAAAUGUUUAUUAAGCAAAAGUGCUUCCUAAAAGAUAUGAUAUCAGCAGGAUUUGAAGCUCUGGUGGAGAAGCACAAUAAGCAUUUUGUGAAAUUACCCCACAUGACGGUGUCCGAAAUAUUGACUAACCUGUUUAACUUCCGGUACAAGACCAGCAUCAUUAUUGCUCCUGAUUACGUAGAGGCGCUGGUAGAGUUUUAUCAGAACAAAUACAAAGUGGACAUAUCAUAUGAUAAAUCCAGAUAUAAGAAGGUUUUUCUUUUUGACACCAACGAAAUGCACAAAUUGAAUAAUGCCUAUUAUAGAAGUCGAAACAGUGCCAAGGGGGGAGGCGUGGUUACUGAUCAGCAACAUGGUAAAGAGGGGACGAAAGGCAAAUUGGGAGGGAAAGGCCAGUUGCAGGAUAAAGGCAACAACAAAAAAGGGGGAGGCCUUGGGAGCAAUGGGAGUAUGGCCAGUAAUGACUUGCUGCUGGUCCAUUCAAAGGGGAGUAGCCAAAAUGCAGGCAAUAAGAAGCAGGGGGGGGGUGGAAAAAAUGGCCAAUCAAGUAUGAACAGUGCCAUGGGAAUGAAAAGCAAGGCAAGCAGCACCACCGCCAUUGACAUUACAACAUCAGGUGCAUCAACAGGUGGGGGUAAUGAUAAAGUGCCAACCAAGAAGAGACGAAGUGACUCGAUUAAACACAGCCUCACCAAGGAGACAAACUCUCUGACGAAAAAGAAACAGAACAAAAUGCCAUCCAACGAUUUGUCCAAAAAGAAUUCGGACAAGAAGAAAAGCAACAAAAAUGAGAAGAAGAUGGGCACCGCCACGCACAUAAUUAUUUGUUCCGAUGAGGAGAGUCAGGAGAAAAACUCCCCUAGUAUACAACACCAGGUGAUGACAAAAAUGGCUAACCAGAGAGACAAAAGCAAAGGCGAAUUCCGAAACAUCAGCAUGUUGAUAGAGGACAUAACGAAGAAGAAGUGCAGCACGAGUAAUAGCUCCGUGGGAAGCAUAAAGAUCAACCGCAAGGUUGGCCAGGACCAGCGCAGGGCCAUCGGCAGCAACAGUUAUGUUGGUCAGCCGAAGGGCAGCCUGUCUAGCAUGCCGAGUAUGCAGAGCAAUCCGAGUAUGUCCAACGCGGUCAGCAGGGUCAGCAACGGUCAGAGCCCCCCACAAGGCCUCUCGCACAGCACCCUACCGAGAAACAACAAGUUGCAAACCGUUAGCAGCAUUUUUAGUAACUACGCCUCGAAUCACCACAACAGCAUGAACAGCAUGAACAACGUGAAAAACGUGAACAGCGUGAAAAACAUCAACAGCAUUCACAGCAGCAGCAGCAUUUGCAGCGCGCAGAGGAAGAGAGCCACGGAAGAAAACCUCCUCAUUAUUCCGGACGAGCAGAAAAACCUAAAUUCAAACGUCCUCAACGAAAAAAUGAAACUGUAUAAGAAAAGGAAAAUGAAAAAUGAUCCUCCAUGUGGAAAACAAAACGCAAAAACGAACAUACUAAAGCUUAACAAGGUGAACGAAAAAAUGAAGGGGAAAGUUUUGCACUCAAAUGAUAAGUGUGCAGUGUAUAAAUGUAUUAACAUCGAUACGUCUGAUGAAAACAAGUGA
Plasmodium inui San Antonio 1 is the source of this 4524-nucleotide messenger RNA. RefSeq lists its product as hypothetical. The record is from RefSeq and is a predicted model, not a curated record. Lineage: Eukaryota; Apicomplexa; Aconoidasida; Haemosporida; Plasmodiidae. The transcript has a single exon. Bases 1 to 4524 code for a protein of 1507 amino acids.